Molecule: messenger RNA, 1206 nt
Organism: Ostreococcus lucimarinus CCE9901
Lineage: Eukaryota; Viridiplantae; Chlorophyta; Mamiellophyceae; Mamiellales; Bathycoccaceae
Exons: 2
Coding region: 1-1206 (401 amino acids)
Biological process (GO): GPI anchor biosynthetic process
Cellular component (GO): glycosylphosphatidylinositol-mannosyltransferase I complex; membrane
Molecular function (GO): alpha-1,4-mannosyltransferase activity; GPI mannosyltransferase activity
Source: RefSeq, a predicted model, not a curated record
AUGGCGUUCGUGUGCGCCGUCAUCCUUCGCCUCGUCCUCAUCGCUUGGAGCGCGUAUCAAGACGCAAACUUUGACGUCAAGUAUACCGACAUUGACUACUUCGUCUACACCGACGCCGCGCGUCAUGUCGUCCGCGGCGGAUCGCCGUAUGAACGAGCAACGUAUCGAUAUCCACCGCUAUUGGCCGUCUUACUCGCGCCGAACGUGUUGGUGCACGAAAUGUGGGGGAAAGUGUUCUUCAGCACGUUGGACAUCGCGGUGGGCGGUUUGAUUUUGAAAAUCGGUCGGCGACGCGGUAUGAACGCGCGAGAGCUCAAAUAUGCUUUGUGGUGUUGGUUAUUUAAUCCGUUCACGUGCGCGAUAAGCACGAGGGGAAGCUGCGAGGCAUUGACGGGAGUGGCCGCAAUCGCGUACGGAUUCGUCGUUCACAUGAGGCUGUAUCCAAUCAUACACGCAUUGAUGUUCGUUGCGUUUCUUAAUAAGGAUUACAUGGGCAAUCGCGCUUUGUUCGGUAAGCGAGGAUCCAAAGCGCUUUCGUGGGUGACGGUAGAAAACGUCAAGUUUGCCGUGGUUUCGUCGGCGACAUUUUUCGCGCUAACGGCUGGUUCGUACGCCGUGUAUGGCAUGGAUUACAUCGAUGAGGCAAUUCUGUAUCACGCGCAAAGAAAAGACCAUCGUCACAACUUCUCACCGGCGUUUUACGGGAUAUAUCUGAGCAUUCAUCCGACGACGGACGCUCCAGACUUGAACGGUUCAGCAAUCGUUCAAACCGCCGAUCGGUUGGCUAUGAGUCCGUUGCCCAUGCUUACAGUCGUUCUAUCACUUGGGUUUGCGUUUGCUAGCGACAUGCCUUUCGCACUUUUUGUGCAGACACUCGCGUUUGUAGCUUUCAACAAGGUGUGCACGGCGCAAUACUUUGUUUGGUGGUUCAUGCUCUUGCCACUCGUUUUACCAUCGCUGAUGCGAAGUGCGAAUCGAAAACGUGUGGUGUUCGCCACGCUGAUUUGGCUCAUCGCCCAGUUACACUGGCUGGCUUGGGCGUACGCCCUCGAAUUCAAAGGGGCGCAAGUAUUUGAGAGCGUGUGGUUGGCGUCCAUCGCGUUCUUCGGCGCAAACAUUUGGCUCUUGUUGAACAUCAUCGCAGCGUAUGCGCACGCACCGAUAUUUUCCAGAGGUCGCUUGCAGAAGUUUUCAAAAGUAGAAUAG